UUUAGCGAUUUUCCGCUCAUUAAUAAUUCAUAACCAAAAUGAUUCGACUAAUCUUGUGUGUUGUCGGAAUAUCCUGUGUAUUCUCUGCUCCGCAGUAUAGAGAUUUGAUUCCCAAUGGCUAUCAAGUGUUUAAUCCUUGUGGAGCGAACUUUUGGGAGGCUGUAGGUCAUUAUAAUGACGUUCACCACACCAUUGACAAAAACCCAUUCGGAAAGGACUUUGCUGCAGCAGGACGAACAUGGACUGUUGAUCUCUGUCAAAAAGACUCUGACGGGGAUGGAAAAUCUAAUGGUGAGGAGCUAGGGGACCCAAACUGCACGUGGACAGCAGGAUCCACCCCAUCAGGCAAAUCAACGGGACAACCCGGUAUAUGUGAGCCUAUUCGUUCUGGGGUUUGUGCAUCAGUAGCCUUUUCUUGCGGAUGUCACGGUCAUCAGUGUGUGGGUUGAAUACUCAAUAAACUAUAUAUUUUAUCCAAUAA
Messenger RNA from Magallana angulata, 481 nucleotides. RefSeq names its product temptin-like. NCBI's taxonomy places the organism in Eukaryota, Metazoa, Mollusca, Bivalvia, Ostreida, Ostreidae. The coding region runs from base 39 to 449 and encodes 136 amino acids. The transcript is spliced from 3 exons. The record is from RefSeq and is a predicted model, not a curated record.